GUUGAAUUAGAUAGAUCUUCAAGCUCAUCUCUUCAUUGUUCUGUUUCACACUAACCUUACACACCAACCGAAUAUUAUAAAGCACAAUCCUGUGCAUCUUACACGUACUCACAAAAACUGUCUCGCUGGCAUCCCCAAAUCUCUCAAAUCAAUCCAUUUUGACAAAAGACAAUUCAACUUCAACACUUUAAUAACUCCCAGUCAAACUCCCAAUUUCCCAACCCAUCCUAAAUCAUCAAAAUUCAUUUCCAGUAACCAAAAAUAACAUAUGCGUUCAUUUCAAUUUUCAAGCAUAUAAGAUGAAAUCAGAAACAUUAACACUUGUUUUGGUGAAUCUAGCUGGAAUAAUGGAAAAAGCAGACGAAUCAUUACUUCCUGGUGUAUACAAAGAAGUUGGUGCUGCUCUUCAUACUGAUCCUACAGGACUCGGUUCGCUUACUCUCUUUCGAUCCAUUGUUCAAUCUUCUUGUUACCCAAUUGCCGCGUAUCUCGCCACGCGUCAUAAUCGUGCUCAUGUUAUUGCUCUUGGUGCUUUUCUUUGGGCUGCUGCUACUUUUCUUGUUGCCUUCUCCUCCACUUUCUUUCAGGUAGCAGUUUCACGAGGAUUAAAUGGGAUUGGUCUUGCACUUGUAACUCCUGCAAUUCAGUCCCUAGUUGCAGACUCUACUGAUGAUAACAAUCGUGGCAUGGCUUUUGGAUGGCUUCAACUAACCGGAAAUCUCGGUUCAGUUGUUGGUGGCCUCUUCUCAGUGUUGAUAGCUCCAAUAACAGUCUUUGGUAUCGCUGGUUGGAGAAUUUCAUUUCAUGUUGUUGGAUUAAUAAGCAUUAUAGUUGGUACUUUAGUUUUCAUCUUUGCCAAAGAUCCACAUUUCGAAGAUAAGGGCACACUGGCAAAAGAUAGCAACCAAGUUCCAAAGGAAACAUUUUGGUCUGGAGUAAGAGAUUUGUUGCAGGAAGCCAAAUCGGUUUCUAGGAUUUCGUCUUUCCAGAUAAUUGUUGCACAGGGUGUUACUGGCUCCUUUCCUUGGUCGGCUUUGUCAUUUGCGCCGAUGUGGUUAGAGCUGACUGGCUUUUCACAUGCAAAAACUGCUUUCCUCGUAGCUUUGUUUGUGGUUGCAAGUUCUGUUGGUGGUUUGUUUGGUGGUAAGAUGGGAGAUAUCCUUUCAAGGCAUCUUCCGAAUUCAGGGAGGAUAAUUCUAGCACAGAUAAGCUCCGGAUCCGCGAUCCCCUUGGCAGCGAUUCUUUUGCUGGGUUUACCAGAUGAUCCAUCUACAGCAUUGUCACAUGGUUUGAUGCUCGUCAUUUUGGGGCUCUUUAUAUCUUGGAAUGGUCCUGCUACAAAUAAUCCAAUUUUUGCAGAGAUAGUUCCAGAGAGAUCCCGAACAAGUGUGUACGCAUUGGACCGAUCCUUCGAGUCUAUACUAUCAUCUUUUGCUCCUCCUGCAGUGGGGAUAUUGUCUCAGCAUGUUUACGGGUAUAAGCCUAUUCCCAAAGGAUCUAGUGCAUCUCAAGAGAUUUUAACAGACAGAGAGAAUGCUUCAUCAUUGGCAAAGUCUCUUUACACAGCAAUAGGAAUUCCAAUGGCUCUAUGCUGUUUAAUCUAUUCAUUUCUUUAUAAGACCUAUCCGAGAGACAGAGAAAGAGCUAGGAUGGAGGCUUUAAUAGAAUCGGAGAUGCAGCAUAUUGAAUCAGAUGGGUUAGUCGUGGAUAAGUCCGAGGAAUUAUCUAUUGGAGAUUAUGAUGGUGAUGGAGGUGAUCUUGAUGAUGAAGAGAAUAUAUUGCUCUACAGGCAGUUGACAUUCUCCAACUUAGCUGAUUAGUUAAUUCAAAAAUUUAUAGAGAAGAGAAAAAAUUUCAUAUUUGCUUAGUGGUGGUGAAUUUUUUAGAACAAAAUUUUGACCAAUUUUGGCAUUCACCAAACAUGGAUUGUAAUAGAGCAAACAGUAUACACCAUAGUUUCAUAGUGUUAUCUUUCACUUAUGAGGGAAGAGUUUCUUUUGUUGUAGGCAAUUCGAUUGUGUACACUAUUAUACAUAGGAUGACAAUGUAAAUUUAUAUGGUUUGGCUAAUGUAAUUGACAUUCUGAUUUUUUAAAUGUUCUUUCAUAAUGCUCAGGUAUA
Messenger RNA from Medicago truncatula (barrel medic), 2120 nucleotides. Its product is annotated as protein spinster homolog 3. Gene Ontology annotation, cellular component: membrane. Gene Ontology annotation, biological process: transmembrane transport. Gene Ontology annotation, molecular function: transmembrane transporter activity. Lineage: Eukaryota; Viridiplantae; Streptophyta; Magnoliopsida; Fabales; Fabaceae. The record is from RefSeq and is a predicted model, not a curated record. The transcript is spliced from 3 exons. Bases 300 to 1820 code for a protein of 506 amino acids.